AUUUAAUAUUUAUCCUACGCCUGUUUUCUUUGCAUCGUAUGUGAUUAUUAUUCUAGGCAUUUUUGUGUACGAUAUUUCCGAUUUUCGGUGGAGCUGGUGCCCUCAUAUAAAUUACCCUUGUGAUGACUCUCGCGACAGCAGUAGUGCUCCUGCGCAAUCGCCGAAUUCUCAUCCAGACGCCGUUGAGGGAGGCACAGCAUAUGAGGAGGAAAUAACGCCCGAUGCCGGGAUUACCAAUAAUAGCAACCAAAAAGCCGGUGGUCUCUAA
Molecule: messenger RNA, 268 nt
Organism: Trypanosoma cruzi
Lineage: Eukaryota; Euglenozoa; Kinetoplastea; Trypanosomatida; Trypanosomatidae
Exons: 1
Source: RefSeq, a predicted model, not a curated record